Messenger RNA from Thlaspi arvense, 219 nucleotides. Lineage: Eukaryota; Viridiplantae; Streptophyta; Magnoliopsida; Brassicales; Brassicaceae. The record is from the annotation of a GenBank genome assembly.
AUGUUCAUGGCUAUUCUGGUUUUCUAUGGAAAUCUUUGCUCUGAUCUAAAUUGCAACUGUUUACAUAGUAACGAGUGGCGUGCGAUAGGAGUGCAGCAAAGCCGUGAAUGGGUUCAUUAUGCGGUUCAUCAGCCCGAGCCACACAUAAUGCUCUUCCGGAGGACUCUUAAUUACCAGCAGCGGCAGGAGAAUCAAGCUCAGAACUUGGUUGCUAAGUGA